CAACAUGUCGCAGUAAGAACUGUACCUCUAUAUAACAAGUGAUAUUUAGCCUCUACAAAACAAGAAUCAGCAAUGGCAGGUGAGAAAGUGAAAUUGCUUGGAUACUGGGCAAGCCCUUUUACUCUCAGGGUUCAUUGGGCACUGAAAAUUAAAGGGAUUGAAUAUGACUACCAAGAAGAAGAUCUCCCAAACAAAAGUUCCCUACUCUUACAGUAUAAUCCAGUUCAUAAAAAGAUUCCAAUUUUGGUUCAUAAUGGUAAACCCAUUGCAGAAUCACUAGUCAUACUUGAAUACAUUGAGGAGACAUGGAAGCACAAUCCCCUCCUCCCUGAAGAUCCUUAUGAAAGAGCCAAAUCACGGUUUUGGGCAAAAUUUGUUGAUGACAAGUGUGUGCCAGGAAUAUUUGGUACUUUCUCCAAGGUCGGAGAGGAGCAACAGAAGACAGCAAAAGAAGCUCGUGACAACUUGAAAAUUUUAGAGGGUGAACUAGGCAGGAAACGCUUUUUUGGAGACACGAAAAUAGGCUUCAUGGAUGUUGCAUGUGCUUGGAUCAUUUGCUGGGCUCAGAUUGUUGAGGAGAUUGUGGAUAUCAAACUUAUUGAUGCAGAGGAAAUGCCUUCACUUGUUUCAUGGUUUCAGAAUGUCCUUGAAGCUGCUCCCAUUCUGAAAGAGUGUACACCACCCAAGGACAAAUUGUUAGAGCAUAACAAAGGAUUUUACAAGAUGUUGGUUGCUUCAGCAUCACCUUGAAAUCUAAAAUCUGUUCUCAUGGAGGAAGAUUUUACUUGUAUGAUUAUAUGACAUGUAAUCUUUUCCAUGAGUUUGUAUGACAUGUAAGAUUUGCCUAUCAAAUACAAUCUGUAGGGAAAUAAGAGCAUAA
Molecule: messenger RNA, 880 nt
Organism: Lycium barbarum (goji berry)
Lineage: Eukaryota; Viridiplantae; Streptophyta; Magnoliopsida; Solanales; Solanaceae
Product: glutathione transferase GST 23-like
Exons: 2
Coding region: 73-750 (225 amino acids)
Biological process (GO): glutathione metabolic process
Cellular component (GO): cytoplasm
Molecular function (GO): glutathione transferase activity
Source: RefSeq, a predicted model, not a curated record